GACUUUGAUCGUAUUUCAUUGGGAGUGUGCACGCUCCGACUGGAAGGAAAGGAAGGUUUCGUGGAAACUUGAGGACAUGCGGCGUCUUCUGCAAACUUUAUUCUUCAAACCAAACUUGAGGAGAGCUGAAGACAGACCCGGAGUGUGACGAAUGGACUGAAGAGUAGCGGAGAGGAAGAGGAGGAGGAGGAGGAGGAGGAGGAGGGGGAGGAGGAGGGGGAAGAAGAGCCGUUCACUUCCAUUGAUCCAACAUCGAGUGAAGAUGAAAGCCGCCGUCGCCGUGGCUCUGGCCCUGCUGAGUGUUUAUCUCAGCCUGGACCGCCUGUCAGCUCAGGGGGCCAAACCGGACCCGGACCAGGACCAGGACCAGGACCGGAACCAGAACGACAGAAACACUCACAGUGAUGAGACAGAGCCGAAGAAGAAGAAGAACCAGCCGCACAUCAUCUUCAUCCUCACAGACGACCAGGGCUUCAACGACGUCGGCUACCACAACCCGACCAUCAAGACGCCCACGCUGGACAAGCUGGCGGCGGAGGGCGUGACGCUGGAGAACUACUACGUUCAGCCCAUCUGCACGCCGUCGCGCAGCCAGCUCCUCACGGGCAGGUAUCAGAUCCACACGGGCCUCCAACACUCCAUCAUCAGACCCAGCCAGCCGAGCUGUCUGCCUUCACACAUGGACACGCUGCCCGAGAGGCUCCGCCAGGCCGGCUACGCCACCCACAUGGUCGGCAAGUGGCACCUGGGCUUCUACAGGAAGGCGUGCCUGCCCACCAGAAAGGGUUUUGACAGCUUCUUUGGUUCUUUAACAGGAAGUGUGGAUUACUACAGUUACGGGUCCUGUGACGGCCCGGGGUUGUGUGGGUACGAUCUCCACGACGACGAGGGCGUGGCUUGGGGCCAGGAAGGAAAGUACUCCACCACGCUCUUCACGCAGAGGGCUCGCAAGAUCCUGGAGAGCCACGACCCCACGGACAGGCCGCUCUUCCUGCUGCUCUCCCUCCAGGCCGUCCACACUCCUCUGCAGACUCCCAAGUCCUACAUCUACCCGUACCGGGACAUGGCCAACGUCGCCAGGCGGAAGUUCGCCGCCAUGGUGUCCACGGUGGACGAGGCGGUCCGGAACGUCACCUACGCUCUGAGGAAGUACGGCUACUACCGGAACAGCGUCAUCAUCUACUCCACCGACAACGGCGCCCAGCCGUUCACGGGAGGGAGCAACUGGCCGCUGCGAGGCCGAAAGGGCACGUACUGGGAAGGCGGGGUCCGCGGGGUGGCGUUCGUUCACAGCCCGCUGCUGAGACGCCGGAGACGGGUCUCAAAAGCCCUGCUGCACAUCACCGACUGGUUCCCCACCCUGGUGGGCCUGGCCGGGGGAAACGCCAGCGAGAGCCACGGUCUGGAUGGGUUCGACGUCUGGCCCGCCAUCAGCGAGGGCAGGGAGUCCCCUCGCCAGGAGAUCCUUCACAACAUCGACCCGCUGCACAAACCUCCCCCUCAAACCAGCCACUGGGGCGCCGGGGCCUCCGGCCCAAAGAAACCAAAGAAGAAGAAGAAGAUCCAGGGGAAGAAAAUAAAGAAGCAGAAACCAAAGCAGAAGUCAGCGUUCAGGGUGAAGACCACCAAGAAACCACCGAGGACGUUUUCCCGUCACGCUGCUGAGCCUAAAACCAAAAUCAAACCCAAACCCAAGACUGAGCCCCUUCCAAAAAACAAACCCAAGACCAGAGUCCAGCCUCAGAACCAGAGACCGCCUCGUCACAAUCCGCGUCCUAAGUUUUACUCCAGCGGCGCUCCGCCGGCGUCGGCAACGUCUCUCCCUCGAACUCAGAUCCAAUCACGCCUCAAGUCAAAGUCCAGGCGAAACACAUCCCGGAUCCAGAACCAGAACCUGACGCGGUCCAGACCGCCUCGAUCCAACCCACAGCUCGAGUUACAUUUAAGGUUCCAGAACACGUCCCUGCCGGCUGUGCAGUCGCCCGAGGCGCCGUGGGACGCGUCGGUCCAGGCUGCCAUCCGAGUGGGAGACUGGAAGCUGCUGACAGGAGACCCGGGUCACGGAGACUGGGUCCCCCCGCAGGUGCUUCCCACGCUCCCCGGCCGCUGGUGGAACCUCGAGCGCGGCGUCUCGCUGUUCCCCCGAACCUCCACGCUCAAAAACGUCUGGCUGUUCAACAUCACGGCCGACCCGUGCGAGCGCCAGGACCUGGCGGACCGGAGGCCGGACGUGGUCCGGCGGCUGAUGGACCGGCUCGCCUCCUACAACCGGACCGCCGUGCCGGUGUACUUCCCGCCGGACGACCCCCGCGCCGACCCCAGCCGGCACGGCGGGGCCUGGUUGCCCUGGGUGGACGACGAGGAGGACGAGGAGGAGGGGAAAUAUCACGGAGUCUACAAGAAAGGCCGGAGCGGCAAGAAGAAGAGGAAGAAGCCGCGCUGCCCGCUGUGCAAGCUGAAGUCCUUCUUUCUGAAGCUGAACACCGGGAUGAUGUCCAACCGGAUCUGAGGCACAGCGUCGCUUCCUUAAGGAAAAACAAAAGGUGCCAAACCUCCGUCUGGACCGUGUUCGCUCGAGUACUGUCGCACGAUGUCCCUCAAUGUCGCACGAUGUCGCACGAUGUCGGGGAGGCAAGAAAAGUCCAGCUGGAUCGGUGAGGACUUCACAUCUGAGGCUGUUGGUUGAACUCAAAUUACAAGAUAUUACAUUUUCUGAAU
Molecule: messenger RNA, 2718 nt
Organism: Cyclopterus lumpus (lumpfish)
Lineage: Eukaryota; Metazoa; Chordata; Actinopteri; Perciformes; Cyclopteridae
Product: arylsulfatase I-like
Exons: 11
Coding region: 263-2509 (748 amino acids)
Source: RefSeq, a predicted model, not a curated record